Molecule: messenger RNA, 1674 nt
Organism: Chenopodium quinoa (quinoa)
Lineage: Eukaryota; Viridiplantae; Streptophyta; Magnoliopsida; Caryophyllales; Amaranthaceae
Product: putative F-box protein At4g17780
Exons: 1
Coding region: 1-1149 (382 amino acids)
Molecular function (GO): protein binding
Source: RefSeq, a predicted model, not a curated record
AUGACGAAUACUCGAUCGAAAAGCAGGAUGAAGAAGACGAUAGAUAAUCCGUUCGAUAAAUUACCAAGUGAAUUAUUCACGAAUAUUUUUAGCAAACUCCCUGUACAAAACAUCCUAAAAGCAAGAUGUGUUUGCAAAGAAUGGAACUCCAUUAUUACCCAUCAAGAUUUCACGUUACUUCGUCUUCAACUUCAACCUCGAAACCACUUCUUAAGCCGUCAAGUAGAGCAAGGAGCGUUACCCAUUCAUCGAACCGAUUCCUUAACUCAAGAUGAUCAGCUCAUUACACCACUAAUCUUCCAAGAUACUGUUGUUACCCGUGUUGCGAGCUAUGUUCAUGGAGUGUUACUAAUGUACACUACUAUUCCGAAACACGAAACCGACAACUCGGAUAUUAUACUGUGGAAUCCGUCUAUCCGAAAGAUGUUGGCAAUCCCUUGUUUUAUACCGGGAGGGUGGGAUUAUAGGGUCAAGUUUGGGUUCGGGUUCGAUUUCGUGAGUAGUACUUACAAGGUAGUAUCCUUAUGUCCCGUGAGAUUCUCGGAAAGAACAAAGGUUUUCAAUCUACAGAAUCGUUCUUGGUUAAACCCGAAACAGAGGAUAGCUCCAAGGCCUAUGAUUCAUUUUACAGUAUUCUCAAUGGCUAUGAAUUUUGACAACAAUAUUUAUUGGCUUGGAAGUAUUAAUAGUAGCAACACAACAAAAUUGACGCAUUUUCUGUGUUUCGAUCUUGAUAAAGAGGCUUUUACUAGCAUGAAAUGUCCUGAUAUCGAGGUCGUGGCCGAGGAGCGGUAUCUCAAGAGAUGCUCGGCAGUUUUGGAUAAUUCUUUGGCAGUUUUGGACUACUAUGAUACACCUAACGGACGACAUGGUAUUGUAUGGAAGGGAGUAAAGUCCGGUUCCAGUUCGGGUUUUUAUUGGACUAAACAAUUUAAAUUGGAUGUUACAAAUAAUGUUCCCCAAGGUUUUUCGCGUCAUAAGGUUGAGAUAUGGUUUCGUAACUCACCUAAGGGAUCGAUUUCGAACAACGACCUCGAAAAUCAUGAGGAUGAAUUGAGGGCGCUCUCUGGUGUUAAUUGGCUGAGGAUAAAGUUUCUUGAUAGGUAUGUGGAAAGUUUAGUACUCUUGCUUGAAGGAAAUGAUAUUUGAGUGAUCAAUCAAGUGAUUACAAAUUGGUAUUUGAAAGGUUCAACUCUAAGCUACUUUUCGUUAAUAAUGCUGUUUUCUUCUCAAUUAGGACUUCAUUUAGGAGCUUAUUAGUGCUUAUAUUCUUCGCUUUCAAUUGAUUUUUAGACAUUAUUUUUUUUUUCAUCUUUUUGGUACUCGUAGAGUUGUGUAAUUGUUGAAGAUAGCACAAAAUAAACAAGUGCUAAGUAGAUGGGUCGCUUCCAAUCAAUGUAUGGUUGAGUUGUUUGUAACAUUUUUUUUUUUAUCUCAUGUUCCCUAUUUUUUUCAUGAAUAUUGAUUGCAUACUCUGUCUUUUCAAUUAUUUAAUCGACUGAAUCUGAUUAUAUAUUUUUUAGAAAAAUAUGCGAAUAUGUCAUGUAUUUGGAAUGUAACUAAGUAAGUGUAGGGUGUAAUUGGUGAAUUGGUCGGGCAUUAAAUGUUAAGGCAAUAUAAAAGUUAGAUGUGAACAUAUUAGGCAAUGUGAAGCAAGGCGUCCGAAGUUCCGAA